AUGCAGGAUAUAAGGAAUCAGAUAAGUCAAAUGGCCACAACAAUCAACCGUUUGGAUUCCCAGAACCAAGGGAAGCUGCCAUCUCAACCUGAGUUGAACCCGAAGAAUGUGAGCGCCAUGACCCUAAGAAGCGGGAAAGAAAUUCAGGGGUCUGAACCUGUGAUCCCUAAGGAUAAGGAUGAGGAAAAGAUCGAGAAUGAGCUUGAAAGGGAGGAUAGCAAUGGUGCAGAUCUAAAGGUACUUCCUGACCCAGUAAUUACAGUUAAAACUAACCCGCCUCCUUUUCCUGGCAGGUUGGAAAAACCAAAGAAUCAGGAUAAGGAAAAAGAGAUUUUGGAGGUUUUUCGCAAGGUUGAGAUAAAUAUCCCCCUGUUAGACGCGAUCAAACAAGUACCAAAAUAUGCCAAAUUCCUAAGGGACUUGUGUGUCAACCGAAGGAGGUUGAGGGGAGAUGAACGGGUCAUUGUUGGGGAGAAUGUGUCAGCAGUCCUGCAGAGAAAGCUUCCACCAAAGUGCGGGGACCCAGGUAUGUUUACUAUCCCCUGUAGGAUAGGGAACACUGUGAUUAGAAGGGCCAUGUUGGACUUGGGAGCAUCAAUUAAUGUCAUGCCUAAAUCUAUAUAUGCUUCUCUAAAGCUAGGUCCAUUAAAAGAAACUGGAAUAAUCAUUCAAUUAGCUGACCGCACUAAUGUAUAUCCUGAUGGGUUGGUUGAAGAUGUGUUGGUGAAAGUUAAUGAUUUGGUGUUUCCAGCUGAUUUUUAUGUACUUGAUAUGGAUGAUGAUCACUCCCCUGAUCCCUCACCGUUGUUAUUGGGUAGACCCUUUAUGAGCACAGCACAGACAAAAAUUGAUGUUAAUAAGGGUACCUUAUCCAUGGAAUUUGAUGGGGAAAUUGUGCACUUUAAUAUCUUUGAUACUAUGAAAUAUUCCUCAAACUCCAACUUUAGCUUAGUUUUUUCUGUGAGUGCUAUUGACCCUGCGGUGCAGGAAGUAUUUGAAAUUGUUGGCAGGGAUGAGUUGGAGGUAGCUUUGACCAAGCACCUCGAGUUGGAAACGACUCCUGAGGUGGAGUGGAAUGAAGAUCUAAAAUGCACAAUAGGUGCAUUACACUCAUUGCAGACCACCACGAAAAGGUAUGAAGUCUUACCUAUUUUUACUCCCGAACCUCACCAGAAGGUAUUGCCAUCUGUGGUGCAGGCACCUGUACUGGAGUUGAAACCUCUACCAGAGCACCUGAAAUAUGCAUAUCUGGGUGAUAAUGAGACACUCCCGGUGAUUAUCUCAUCGGCACUGUCAAAAACCCAGGAGGAGAAACUGAUCCGGGUCCUUAGAGAGCAUAAAGAGGCGAUAGGUUGGACAAUUGCGGACAUUAAGGGGAUCAGCCCGGCCAUCUGUAUGCACCGGAUUAGGCUAGAAGAGGAUGCCAAACCUGUUCGACAGGCUCAAAGGAGGCUCAAUCCCCUCAUGAUGGAAGUUGUAAAAAAGGAAAUUUUGAAAUUGCUAGAUGUAGGGAUUAUUUUUGCAAUAUCAGAUAGCCCCUGGGUGAGCCCGGUCCAGGUAGUCCCAAAGAAGGCAGGAGUGACGGUGGAGGCCAACCAAACGGGUGAGCUCGUACCAGUACGCAAGCCCACUGGAUGGAGGCAUUGUAUAGACUACCGUAGGCUAAACGCCGUCACAAAAAAGGACCACUUCUCUCUCCCUUUCAUUGACCAAAUGGUUGAACGUUUAGCUUGUAGGGCGUACUAUUGCUUUUUGGAUGGGUUUUCAGGAUACUUUCAGAUAGCAAUUGCCCCAGAGGAUCAAGAGAAGACAACCUUCACGUGCCCGUUCGGGACCUUUGCCUAUAGACGAAUGCCAUUUGGAUUAUGCAAUGCACCUGCAACGUUCCAGAGAUGUAUGGUAAGCAUCUUUUCUAAGUAUGUUGAGAAAAUAAUAGAGGUUUUCAUGGAUGAUUUCAGUGUGUAUGGUGAUAGUUUUGAUACGUGUCUAGAUAACUUGAAAUUGAUCCUGAUAAGGUGUAUAGAGACUAAUCUCGUGCUUAAUUGGAAAAAAUGUCAUUUUAUGGUUGAGCACGGGAUAGUCCUGGGUCAUAUUGUAUCGUCUAAGGGCAUUGAGGUUGACAAGGCUAAAAUAGACGUUAUUUCUGCAUUGCCUUACCCCGUGAAUGUGCGGGAGGUGCGUUCUUUUCUUGGACAUGCAGGUUUUUAUCGAAGGUUCAUCAAGAACUUUUCAAAAAUUGGGGCCCCGUUGUUCCAACUCUUGCAAAAGGAUGUAGCCUUCGAGUUUGAUGACAAGUGUGAGAGAGCCUUCGACAAAUUGAAGGAAUUGUUGACUUCACCCCCAAUCAUCCAGCCCCCUGACUGGAGUUUACCAUUUGAGAUCAUGUGUGAUGCCAGUGAUCAGGCUGUAGGGGCAGUACUGGGGCAAAGAGUAGGAAAGGCGGCUCAUGUCAUCUAUUACGCAUCCCGGGCCUUGAAUGGAGCCCAGUUGAAUUAUUCCACCACUGAGAAGGAGCUUCUUGCGGUUAUUUUUGCUUUAGAAAAAUUCAGGUCAUAUUUGUUAGGAGCUAAAGUAAUUGUAUUUUCUGAUCAUGCAGCAUUAAGGUACCUGAUGACCAAGAAAGAUGCAAAGCCAAGGCUCAUCAGGUGGAUAUUGCUACUACAGGAAUUUGACCUGGAAAUAAGGGAUAAAAGGGGCUCAGAGAAUUUAGUAGCUGACCAUCUGAGUCGUAUACCCGUUGGAGAGGAUAAGGAACCAUUGAGGGAUGCAUUCCCUGAAGAGCAUUUAUUUUCCUUACAUUCUCAAUUGCCUUGGUAUGCUGACCUGGUCAAUUAUUUGGUAACUGGUAAUUUUCCUGCAGGUUUGCCAAAAUCGAAGAGGGAUAAAUUGAAGAGCGACGCCAAGUAUUUUAUCUGGGAUAACCCGUACCUGUGGAAGAGGUGUGCAGAUCAAGUAAUGAGGAGAUGUGUAAGUGAAAUGGAGUCAUGUGAUCGCUGUCAAAGGGUAGGUAAUAUAACCCGUAGGGAUCAUAUGCCCCAAGUCCCGAUGAUUUUUGUAGAAAUUUUUGAUGUCUGGGGUAUAGAUUUCAUGGGGCCUUUUCCUACUUCAUUUGGUUUUCUGUAUAUUUUGCUGGCAGUUGAUUAUGUGUCCAAAUGGGUGGAGGCUAAGGCCACUCGGACUAAUGACUCGAAGGUAGUUGCAGAUUUUAUUAGAUCUAAUAUUUUUGUACGAUUUGGAAUGCCAAAAGCCAUUGUCAGUGAUAGGGGGACGCACUUCUGCAACAAAACCAUAGCUGCGUUGUUUCGCAAGUAUGGUGUACUCCACAGGGUCUCGACAUCGUACCACCCUCAGACCAAUGGUCAAGCGGAGGUAUCAAACCGGGAGAUUAAGUCCAUUCUGGAGAAAAUGGUGCGCCCUGAUAGGAAAGAUUGGAGUUCAAGGUUGGAAGAUGCUUUGUGGGCAUACAGGACCGCUUACAAGACGCCUAUAGGGAUGUCUCCCUAUAGGUUAGUAUUUGGUAAGCCUUGCCAUCUUCCAGUGGAAUUCGAGCACAAGGCUUUUUGGGCGAUAAAGCAAUGCAACAUGAACCUAGAAGAGGCCGGUGCCCGACGGAAAUUGGAUUUACAGGAGUUGGAGGAGAUUCGCAAUGAGGCCUAUGAGAAUGCGGUAAUUUAUAAGGAGAAAAAUAAGAUUUUUCAUGACCAACAGAUCUCGAGGAGGACAUUCGACUUGGAUGGCUUUUCAGGUUACUUUCAGAUCGCGAUAGCACCAGAAGACCAGGAAAAGACUACAUUCACAUGCCCAUUCGGUACAUUCGCUUACCGCCGGAUGCCUUUCGGUCUCUGCAAUACUCCAGCAACCUUUCAAAGGUGUAUGGUAAGUAUUUUCUCCGAUUAUGUAAAAAAAAUUAUUGAGGUGUUCAUGGAUGAUUGUAGUGUAUACGGAAAUAGUUUUGAUGAAUGUCUUGAUAAUUUAACUCUAAUUUUAAAAAGAUGCAUAGAGACGAAUUUGGUUCUUAACUGGGAGAAAUGUAACUUUAUGGUAGAUCAUGGCAUUGUCUUAGGGCAUGUUGUGUCAGCUAAGGGGAUAGAUGUAGACAAAACUAAAAUAGAUCUUAUUUCUGCUCUGCCUUACCCCGUAUGUGUAUGGGAAGUGCGUUCCUUUUUAGACCAUGCAGGAUUUUACAGGAGGUUCAUCAAGGAUUUCUCAAAUAUUGGAGCACCCCUGUUCAAGUUGCUGCAAAAGGAUGUGAUAUUUCAGUUCACUAAUAAAUGCAAGGUGGCUUUUGAUAAACUAAAGGAGUCGUUGACAUCGCUGCCUGUCAUUCAACCACCAGAUUGGAGCCUACCAUUUGAAAUCAUGUGUGACGCUAGUGAUUAUGCCGUAGGGGCCGUGUUGGGGCAAAGGAUAGGAAAAGUGGCGCACGCAAUCUACUAUGCAUCGAGAGCAUUAUAUGGUUUCUCUGGUUAUUUUCAGAUAGCAAUUGCGCCAGAGGAUCAAGAGAAAACAACUUUCACUUGCCCCUUUGGCACUUUUGCCUAUCGAAGAAUGCCUUUUGGAUUGUGUAAUGCCCCUGCAACAUUCCAGAGGUGCAUGAUUAGCAUUUUUUCUGAGUAUGUAGAGAGAAUAAUUGAGGUAUUCAUGGAUGACUUCAGUGUCUAUGGUGAUAGCUUUGACGAUUGCUUAGAUAACCUGACAUUGAUUUUAAAAAGAUGCAUUGAGACUAACCUGGUGCUAAAUUGGGAAAAAUGUCACUUCAUGGUUGAGCACGGGAUAGUUCUAGGACAUGUAGUGUCAUCUAGAGGAAUUGAAGUUGAUAAAGCUAAAAUAGAUGUGAUAUCUGCUUUACCUUACCCCGUAACUGUACGGGAAGUUCGUUCUUUUCUAGGGCAUGCAGGUUUCUAUCGCAGAUUUAUCAAGGAUUUCUCAAAGAUCGGGGCACCACUUUUCAGGCUUUUACAAAAGGAUGUCAGUUUUGAAUUCGACGAGAAAUGCGAAGAAGCGUUCGAGAAGUUGAAAAAAUUACUCACUUCGCCACCUGUCAUCCAACCCCCUGACUGGAAUCUCCCAUUUGAAAUCAUGUGUGACGCCAGCGAUUACGCAGUGGGUGCGGUACUAGGUCAAAGAGUGGGAAAGGCAGCCCACGCUAUAUACUACGCAUCUCGAGCCUUGAACGGAGCCCAAUUGAACUAUUCGACCACCGAGAAAGAGCUCCUAGCUGUAGUUUUUGCUUUAGAAAAAUUUCGUUCCUAUUUACUUGGUGCUAAAGUUAUUAUUUUCUCUGAUCAUGCAGCCCUGCGGUAUCUGUUGACCAAGAAAGAGGCAAAACCGCGACUGAUAAGGUGGAUAUUGUUGCUACAGGAGUUUGACUUGGAGAUCAGAGAUAAGAAAGGGGCAGAGAAUUUGGUAGCAGAUCACUUGAGUCGGGUACAAGUCACCAAGGACGAUAUCCCGUUGAGAGAAACCUUCCCUGACGAGCACUUAUUUUCUGCUAAUUUAAUUUUGCCCUGGUAUGCAGAUAUUGUUAAUUUUCUAGUUACUGACAAGUUUCCUGCAGGAUGGCCUAAGGCAAAAAGGGAUAAGUUAAGGAGUGAAGCAAAAUCUUACAUCUGGGAUGACCCUUACCUCUGGAAACGUGGUGCCGACCAAAUCAUUCGCAGAUGUGUGAGUGAAAAUGAAUUCCAGUCUAUUUUAGCUUAUUGUCACUCUUUUGCAUGUGGAGGUCACUUUGGACCAAAGAGAACUGCUCGUAAGGUUUUAGAGAGUGGAUUUUAUUGGCCGACCCUCUUUAAGGAUACCUACCUAUUUUGUAAAUCAUGUGAUAAGUGUCAACGAGUAGGUAAUAUUUCUCGAAGGGAUCAAAUGACCCAGACCCCAAUGAUUUUUGUUGAGAUUUUUGAUGUUUGGGGUAUUGACUUUAUGGGCCCUUUUCCUUCAUCUUUUGGUUUUUUAUAUAUAUUGCUUGCUGUAGACUAUGUCUCGAAAUGGGUGGAAGCAAAGGCCACCCGUACUAAUGAUUCCAAAGUAGUUGCAGAAUUCGUCAAGUCCAAUAUCUUUGUCCGAUUUGGGAUGCCGCGAGCAAUUGUAAGUGAUCGGGGUACCCAUUUCUGCAACAAGACAAUUGCUGCACUUUUUAGGAGGUACGGUGUCUUGCACAAAGUCUCCACGUCUUACCACCCGCAGACAAACGGUCAGGCGGAAGCAUCGAACCGGGAGAUCAAGUCAAUUUUGGAAAAGAUGGUUCGACCCGACAGGAAGGAUUGGAGUAUAAGACUUGACGAUGCCUUGUGGGCAUAUAGAACGGCGUACAAGACGCCAAUCGGCAUGUCCCCUUACCGUUUGGUAUUUGGGAAGCCAUGCCACCUCCCUGUCGAGUUCGAGCAUAGAGCAUUUUGGGCGGUCAAGCAAUGCAACAUGGAUAUCGAAGAGGGCGGAAUUCAAAGGAAGCUACAGUUACAAGAAUUAGAGGAGAUUCGCAAUGAAGCCUACGAGAAUGCUGUGAUUUAUAAGGAGAAAAACAAGAUUUUUCAUGACCAACAGAUCUCUAGGAAGACGUUUGAAUGUGGACAAAAAGUUCUACUGUAUCACUCUAAAUUGAAGUUAUUUCCAGUGGAAAUCCAGAGUCUAAAGACGGAGAAGAAAUUUGUGGUGAAUGGUCAUCGCCUCAAGCCAUAUUAUGAUGAGGUUCCAGUUGAGCGGGUAGAGAUGAUGCAUUUGGAGGACCCAAUUUGCUUGGUUUAA
Coffea eugenioides is the source of this 6741-nucleotide messenger RNA. RefSeq lists its product as uncharacterized. Gene Ontology annotation, molecular function: nucleic acid binding. Bases 1 to 6741 code for a protein of 2246 amino acids. NCBI's taxonomy places the organism in Eukaryota, Viridiplantae, Streptophyta, Magnoliopsida, Gentianales, Rubiaceae. Gene Ontology annotation, biological process: DNA integration. The transcript is spliced from 5 exons. The record is from RefSeq and is a predicted model, not a curated record.